AAAACGUUAAGAAAGAACUAAACAUCAUUUGCAUGCAUAUGUUCGGUUUCGUUAAUGAAGUAGGACACAUAAUCAGGUAGCCGCUUAUGCUCUCCAGAACGAAUCUCUCUCACUCCACACCUUAUAUGUAAAUGGCUUUAUACAUCGUGAUCCACGCUCAAAAAUUCAGAUCUCGAUUCUCGAAGUACUGAGGUACCUGUACUUACUAGUUAUCAUCAAAAUGGGAUUCAAGCGCAUCGAAGCCGGUUCGCUGUAAGCAUACGAGUAUCAGUAAUUUUAUUCCAGCGCGGAUAGACUGGUCAUUGGGCUGCAUAACAAAUUCGCACAUUGCUUGUAGAUGCUUUCUUUCCUUCCUGAUAAUAUUGGUUUUGGGGGUAUUGCUUUAACUGGAAUGGGAAUAUGGAUUCUGAUAAACAUCAUCAAUUUCCAAAGUGUGGUAAACAUUGUUGUUUUCGGCUAUGCGGAGAGUAUCUCUGCCUCGAACAGUGUCCUGCCUUCUGUUCUCGCUACUCUAAAGGUCAUAAGCGGUAUUAUGAUCUGCCUUGGCCCUUGUGCCAUUCUGGCGUUAUGCUUACUAGCGCGUUCCGUGACGUACGAGGAAGAUCGCACUUUUUGGGCCGCGUUGCGAUGGGAGCCGGUAAAGGUUAUGUAAAGGAAACUAUCGUGCAGGAGCUAAAUGCAACCGUGGGUUAUUAUGAUUACGUCUCCACUUAUUUGCUGCCGAAAUCAGACGACCUGCUGAUCGUGGACGCAAUGAAUAACUCGGAUGGAAAGUUCGUCCAUGCCACGCUGGUAUUCAAUGCUUUGCAAACCUGGUUCGGUUGCUGUGGUGUCACAAAUGGAUACUGUGACUUCAUGUCCGCUCCGUACAGCAGAAAUUCUCCGUACGGUUUGAUUGCGCCUGUAUUUUGCUGUAAAAUGUAUGAUCCCAAAUUGCUCCAGCUGGCAUCCGGUGGCAAAUGCUCCGAUAUAGCGUUUCGACAUUCGGAAUACGUUUCGAAUUAUCGUGUGGGUUGCAAAUCGGAAAUCGACAACUUCGUUGACUAUAACGCGUCUGCAAUUAUGGGCGUAACAAUGGGAACUGCCAUAGUAGAGCUUCUCACGGCAUUAUUUGCAGUCAUUUUAUGUCGCCAAGGAAAAACUGAUUAUGAUUAAGUGAGGACGACAUCUGCAGCUGUGGAAACUGCAAACGAUUUGCACAUUGCAGAUACGUUUACACAGUUUGACUUGUUAAGUUGGCCAUAUGGAUCAUUCACUGCCUUGAUUGUGAUUUUCCGUGAACGUUGCCGUUAGGAUUGGAAAAGCGGAUUUUGAUGCAGCCCUUGCUUAUGCGAUUUAUUUUCUACAUGCAAAGAAGUAUCUCGAUUUAUUUGUUUUAAUACUCACGGAUUUCCGAAUCUUUAUGAAACGGCGUUCACUGAAAUGCAACAUAUACGGAGUACUACAUCUCUGAUACGUGAAACGAACUAUUAAGUACUGUACUUCAAUGUAGCAUAUUUAAUUAUAUUAUACUGUAUAAUACAGUGAAUGUACUUGGUUGAUCAUCGAAUCCAAAUCUUAACUUAUAACUACAGCCAAAAUUUGCUCGAAGCACUCUGAGAACACCCCGGGGUUACUUAAAAACGGUAAACCUUUAUUGCAAAAACAUGUUUAAUUAAUGUGCUGGAAGCGUAACAGUGUCUAACAACAAGAAGAAUGCGAAAUGGUUUGCUCUUGGGGCAGAUGCUUUAUGUUGCAGAGACUUCGAACCGGCGACAUCGGCGCUAGUGUAGUCUAAAACAGUAGCUGCAUAUAAUUCUCUGUUAGGUGUAGCAUAUAUUUGUGGAGGGCGACUAUGUCCUCGCAGCUCUAGAUUCUUUGAAAUAUAACUGCAUUUUUUAAAAAAACUGCGCAAAGAUGGCGAUGGAUCUCGGUGGACCACGAUGCGCCAAGUACACGUUGUACGUGGUCAACGUGGUAAUUAUCAUCUUGGCCUGUGUGACACUGGGUGUCGGAAUAUGGCUCAGCACUAACGUUUCCAGCUUUGUUACCGCCUUGAAUCCUCAGCUGGAUCCUACGCAUGGUUUGGCGACAGAGUCAUUCCGCAACCAUGUCGGCGGCGGUGUCAGCAGACUUCAGACUGUCGCCAAUGUUCUCAUCACAGCCGGUGUAUUUGCCCUUUUGAUCGGAAUCCUGGGAUUCUGGGCGGCUUACAAAGAAUCGAAGUCGCUUUUGAUUACGUAUGGAGUCAUAUUGAUUCUGGUAGUUCUGCUGGAACUCGGUGCCGGUAUUGCGUUUGCUGUGGAUAAGCCGACAAUUAUCCACAAUGUGGCUCGCGAUUUUGCUAUGUCUGUCGAUAAUUACGAUUACGUUAAAACCGGUCUGGAUUCCAAUGAUCGCAUAGUCAUCCUCCAGGAUCGCACCAACAACAACAUUACGGAGCAGGCAACACUCAUGCUUAAUGUGCUGCAGACCUGGGUGGGAUGUUGCGGUGGUCUGCAUGGAUACAGGGACUUCGGGAACGCGCCAUCGCCGUACUGGAAGAAAUCGGGAGGUGUCCCUCCUGUAUUCUGUUGUAAACUGGUCAGCACCAAAACCUUGCAACUGGAAGAUCCGGGAUGCAUCAAAGUCCGAACGGAAGAGAAUUCAUGGAUGAACACGGGUUGUGCUGACAAAACCGCCGACAUAAUGCGGAAAAAUAUGCCUUCCGUCAUUGGAGUUUCCGUCGGCGUUGGAAUCGUUGAUAUUAUUGGUGUCGUCGCGGCGUUUUACUUUUACUACACGUUAUCUCACGGAUAUCGGGAAUUUUGAUCAAACCACGCUAAGAACCAGGCGGAAGAUAUUUUAUGGACGAUCUUGUGGAUUUCUAUUCCAUGUGUUGGCGUCUGUAGUUGCCAUUCUGAAAUCAAAGUUUUUUCGCAUUUAUAAAACGUUCAUCUCAGAAAUGUUCUUUUCCAAUGCUGUAUGUUCGUUUUUCUCUACCAGAACGUACAGUGCUGCGAAUUUCCACGAUUUCUGUUAAAAAUUCGUUAUACACUCACGAACAAUAAUUCUGCUACUGAGUUCAGAGUGACCUUUUGAUGGCUCUGGGCUCUCUACAUUAUUAUUUCGACAUCGGCUUGGGUUUUUCUUAUUAAAUGUAGUUCUAGG
Messenger RNA from Paramacrobiotus metropolitanus, 3129 nucleotides. RefSeq names its product tetraspanin-1-like. Lineage: Eukaryota; Metazoa; Tardigrada; Eutardigrada; Parachela; Macrobiotidae. The transcript is spliced from 13 exons. Gene Ontology annotation, cellular component: membrane. The coding region runs from base 1897 to 2790 and encodes 297 amino acids. The record is from RefSeq and is a predicted model, not a curated record.